CCAAUUGAAAACUGCCACCAACGAUCCUCUUCUUUCUCUCGCGUGCUUUCCCAUUGCGAGAGCACAGGACCUCGCGCGCUCACCCGGCAUGGCCGCCGUCGUCCUCCCCAGCCGCCUCCUCUUCCUCCUCCUCCUGUCCUCGCCCUCGCUCUUCGCCGCCGCCCAGUACGCGGAGUACUCGUGCAAUGGCACCACGGGCAACUUCACGUCCGGCAGCGCCUUCGCCGCCAACCUGGACCGCCUCGUCGCCGCGCUCCCCGGGGACGCCGCCUCCUCCCCGUCCCUCUUCGCCUCGGCCUCCGCCGGGUCCGGCCCGGGCGGCACCGCGUACGGCCUCGCGCUCUGCCGCGGGGACCUGACGGACCGGCGCGCCUGCUCGGCGUGCCUCGCCGACGCCUUCGCCAGGCUGCGCCGGCUCUGCGGCGCGGACCGAGACGCCACGUUCUACGCCGACCUGUGCACGGCGCGGUACUCGGGGGCCGACUUCCUGGCGCGCCCCGACGACAACUCCCCCGUCAUCAACGGCAUGGACGCGAACGCGUCGACGUACCCCGGCUGGGACGCCCGGAACGCCACCAGCCGGAGCUUCUUCCUCUCCCUAGUCAACACGCUGUUCGGGGAGAUGUCCAUGUACGGCGCCUACAACUCGUCGCGCCGCCUCGCCAGCGCCGUCAUGUUCAUCAACGCGCAGCUGCCCACCGUGUACGGCUUCGCGCAGUGCACGCCGGACCUCGCGCCCGCGCAGUGCUGGAGCUGCUUCCAGGGUGUCGAGGUCCUCAACCGCCAGUGGUACGACGGCCGCGAGGGAGGGCGCAUCUCCGGCGUGCGCUGCAGCUUCCGGUACGAGGGGUACCAGUUCUACCAGGGCACGCCGGAUGUCAGGAUCGGCGGCCGGCACGGCGGCGAGUCCGCGCCGGACGCUGGAACCGACGGAAGCAGCCACAAAAAGGCCUUGAUCAUCGCUGUCGUCGUAUCAAUCACGGUUGUCUGUGGCUUGCUGCUCGCCUGCCUUCUGAUCGUCAGAAAACAAAGGAAGAGAGCCGGAAAGACGAGGCUGCCGGUGCAGGCACAUUCCCGGAACAGCUCCAAGACGGAGGAGGCGCUGAAGCUGUGGCGGAUCGAGGAGAGCACCUCGGAGUUCACGCUCUACGACUUCGCCGAGCUGGCGGCCGCCACCGGGGGCUUCUCAGACGAGAAUCGGCUCGGCAAAGGCGGCUUCGGCCCCGUCUACAAGGGCAAGCUGCCGGACGGUGCCGAGAUAGCGGUGAAGCGGCUGGCGGCGCAUUCCGGGCAGGGGCUGGAGGAGUUCAAGAACGAGAUCCAGCUGAUCGCCAAGCUUCAGCACACCAACCUGGUCCGUCUAGUCGGUUGCUGCGUCCAGGACGAGGAGAAAAUGCUCGUCUAUGAGUACAUGCCCAACCGCAGCCUCGACUGCUUCAUCUUUGACCAGCAACGGGGGCCAUUGCUAGACUGGGAGAAGCGGCUGCGUAUUAUUGAGGGCAUCGCCCAGGGCCUCUUGUACUUGCACAAGCACUCCCGGGUGCGCAUCAUCCAUCGAGAUUUGAAGGCCAGCAAUAUUUUGCUUGACAAAGAAUUGAACCCCAAGAUCUCGGACUUCGGCAUAGCUAGGAUCUUCGGCUCCAACAUGACCGAAGCCAACACCAACAGAGUCGUCGGGACAUACGGCUACAUGUCUCCCGAGUACGCUUCGGAGGGCAUCUUCUCGAUCAAGUCGGACGUGUACAGCUUCGGCGUGCUGCUCCUGGAGAUCGUCAGCGGCAAGAGGAACAGUGGCCAGCAUCAGUACGGCGACUUCAUCAACCUGCUCGGAUACGCGUGGCAGCUGUGGAGGGAAGGGCGGGCGUUCGAGCUGAUCGACCCGACGCUGGGCGAGUGCGGCGAGGUGGCGAGCAUCAUGCGGUGCGUCAAGGUGGCGCUGCUGUGCGUGCAGGACAGCGCCACGGACCGGCCCACCAUGGCGGACGUGACGGCGAUGCUGGCCGCCAGCAGCGACGGCGGCGCCUCGCUGCCGGACCCGAGGCGGCCGCCGCACUUCUCGCUCCGGGUCAGCAGCAGCGAGGACGGGACGGCGGGCCGGACCCGGUCGUCGUCGUCGCACGCCACCACGUCGUGCAGCACCAACGAGCUCACCGUCACUACCAUCCAAGAGGACCUGCCGCUGAUCCUCAGUCCCCAAGCUUCUUCCACAACGGGAAAACAAGAGCUCGACAUGGCGGUCCCACCCUACCUCCUCCUUCUCCUGUCCUCUACGCUGCUUUUCCCCGGCGCCGCCGCGUACUCGGAGUACUCGUGCAAUGGCACCACGGGCAGCUUCACGUCCGGCGGCGCGUUCGCCGCCAACCUGGGCCGCCUCGUCGCGGCGCUCCCCGCCAACGCUUCCUCCUCCCCGUCGCUCUUCGCCUCGGCGGCCGUCGGUGCCGCCCCGGACACGGCGUACGGCCUCGCGCUCUGCCGCGGCGACGUCGCGGACCCCGGGGCCUGCUCGGCGUGCCUCGCCGGCGCGUUCGCCCGGCUGCGUCGGCUCUGCGGCGCGGACAGGGACGCCACCUUCUACGCGGAGCUGUGCACGGCGCGGUACUCGGGCGGGGACUUCCUGGCGCGGCCCGGCGACAACUCCCCGGUGAUCAACGCGCUGGACGUGAACGGGUCGACGUACUACGGGUGGGACGCCCGGAACGCGACGAGCCGGACGCUGUUCCUGUCGCUGGUGGGCACGCUGUUCGGGGAGAUGGCCAUGUACGCCGCCUACAACUCCUCGGCGGCGCGCAUGUUCGCGAGCGCCGCCAUGUACGUCAACCCGCAGCUGCCGACGGUGUACGGCUUCGUGCAGUGCACACCGGACCUCUCGCGGGGCCAGUGCUGGGACUGCUUCCAGGGCCUCCAGGACCUCAACCGCCGGUGGUACGACGGCCGCGAGGGAGGGCGCAUCCUCGGCGUCCGCUGCAGCUUCCGGUACGAGGCCUACCAUUUCUUCGCCGGCAUGCCGGAGGUCAGGAUCGGCCUGCAGGGCGACGCCUCUUCUUCAGCAACUCCUGGAAGCCGUGGAAGCAACCACAAGAAGGUGGUACUUGUAGCUCUCAUCGUAUCAAUCACGGCGUUCUGCGCAAUACUGGUUGCCGGCCUUUUGAUAAUCCGAACACAUAGACAACGAGCCGAGAAGAGAAAGAAGCUGCAGCUGCAGGCGCAGUCCCGGAACAGCUCCGCGACGGAGGAGGCGCUGAAGCUGUGGCGGAUCGAGGAGAGCAGCACGGACUUCACGCUGUACGACUUCGCCGAGCUGGCCGCCGCGACGGCCGAUUUCUCCGACGACAACCUGCUCGGCAGGGGCGGCUUCGGGCCGGUCUACAAGGGCAAGCUGCCGGACGGCGCCGAGAUCGCGGUGAAGCGGCUGGCGGCGCACUCGGGGCAGGGGCUGGAGGAGUUCAAGAACGAGAUCCAGCUGAUCGCCAAGCUGCAGCACACCAACCUGGUCCGCCUCGUGGGGUGCUGCGUCCAGGAGGAGGAGAAGCUGCUCGUCUACGAGUACAUGCCCAACCGCAGCCUCAACUGCUUCAUCUUCGACCGGCAGGGGGGGCCGCUGCUGGACUGGGAGAAGCGGCGGCGCAUCAUCGAGGGGAUCGCGCAGGGGCUGCUCUACCUGCACAAGCACUCCCGGGUGCGCAUCAUCCACCGCGACCUCAAGGCCAGCAACAUCCUGCUGGACAAGGACCUGAACCCCAAGAUCUCGGACUUUGGCAUGGCCAGGAUCUUCGGCUCCAACAUGACGGAGGCCAACACCAACAGGGUCGUCGGCACAUAUGGCUACAUGGCUCCCGAGUAUGCUUCGGAGGGCAUCUUCUCGGUGAAGUCCGACGUGUACAGCUUCGGCGUGUUGCUGCUGGAGAUCGUGAGCGGCAAGAGGAACAGCGGCCACCACCACCACUACGGCGACUUCGUCAACCUGCUCGGAUACGCAUGGCAGCUGUGGAGGGACGGGAGGGCGCACGAGCUAGUCGACCCGGCGCUGGGCGAGUGCGGCGAGGUGGCGAGCAUCGUGCGGUGCGUCAAGGUGGCGCUGCUGUGCGUGCAGGACAGCGCCGCGGACCGGCCCACCAUGGCGGACGUGACGGCGAUGCUGGCCGACGGCGGCGGCUGCGCGUCCGGGCCGCUCCCGGACCCGAGGCGGCCGCCGCACUUCUCGCUCAGGGCGACGGCCGCCGCCGCCGCCGCCUGCAGCAGCGGCGACGAGGACGGCGGCGGCGGGUCGGGGGCGCGUACGAACUGCGGCACCACGUCGUCGUGCUUCAGCACCAACGACCUCACCAUCAGCUCGUCCAUCCAGGAGGGAAGAUGACUUCUUUGCAGAAACACCUUCUUUCUGAUGAUGGGGAUCGACAUGAUCGAGCUGCGUGUGAGAUGGGAAUCAGACGAUCGGUUGGGGGUUGUCCGUUGAGGAUGAGACGUGACAUGUUCUGGAGCGUACCUCUGUUGCUAACUUGCCGUUGUGAGACCGUGACAGGUCACAUGGCGAUCGUUGCACGCGUGAUGAUUGUGCACCGCUGUACACACACACAUGCUGGCAUUGAUUGUGGACAUGCUGCGGUGCUGCUGCUUUGACGGCGAGGGGUCGGUGAUCUGUGGGCGGCAGGGUUCAUUCAAAAGGGGUCGCUUCCGGAAUCGGGGUUGUUGAUGAGUUGGCGGAGCGGUGUUGGGUGACUGUUUGGCGCAGACAAUUCAGGCCGUCCAACUGCGAGCCUGAUGAAUGAUCAGUACGAUGACUUUGACGCCAAGCUCGUGUGCGUGCGCUGAUUCUUGCUUGCAGGACGAAGCAAAUGCAGGUUCUCUUAACCAGAUAGAUGAUCUCUCCGAAGCAUUUUGCAUAGCAUUUGCCAUGGUUUGUCUCGGUUGAUCCUACUUCCUACGCCCUAGCCGCAGUACUGCUGUUUAGGCGGUAGUUGCUGAUUCAGACAAACAGGCAGGCGGACCACGAAGCAAGAGAGUGGUCCGGCCCAAUAUGCAACUUGCCGGCCCAGAAUGGUUAAGGCCCAAUAUGUAAUCUGCGUAUAACCUGGAGAGCGAGAGGGAAAGAACAUGCUUGAUGAACGUGGGCAGCUCCAAUGUGUGAAAAAGGUGGCAUUAAGCAAUAAAUGCUUGUGCUGAGAUGCACCAUAGUCAUUGUGGGGAUGAACUUUAAAGG
Panicum hallii is the source of this 5197-nucleotide messenger RNA. RefSeq lists its product as uncharacterized. Gene Ontology annotation, biological process: protein phosphorylation. Lineage: Eukaryota; Viridiplantae; Streptophyta; Magnoliopsida; Poales; Poaceae. The transcript is spliced from 13 exons. The record is from RefSeq and is a predicted model, not a curated record. Gene Ontology annotation, molecular function: ATP binding; protein kinase activity. Bases 89 to 4354 code for a protein of 1421 amino acids.